This is a messenger RNA of Caenorhabditis elegans, 2941 nucleotides long. NCBI's taxonomy places the organism in Eukaryota, Metazoa, Nematoda, Chromadorea, Rhabditida, Rhabditidae. The record is from the annotation of a RefSeq genome assembly.
AUGUCAAAUCAAGAGCCAUACCGCAUCCCGAAGAGAACCGCUUCUGAUCCAAACCAGUCAGGAAGUCAGGGAAGCUGUGUGCGACCAAAUCAGGAGGGGAACGUAAAAAAGGAGGAGAGCGUCAAUUCAGCGCCACGCAGGAUGUUCACCCUACCCUCGUCUUCAUCUACCAGCGGAGCCCAAGUUUUCAACCCCAUCGGAAAGUGCCAGGUUCAGACGAACAGCUUCAAAAUCGACAUCACCAAGAUGCCCAAACGUCUUCUCCGUCUCUCCAUGGAAACCCGUCUCUGUGGUGGAAAAACUGAGCUAAAUUUGAAUGAUGGGGUUCAAGCAGUGGCUGGGAACCUGAACUCACAGGAAGACUUCACAACUCAAGAAUGGAGCCAGAUCUCAAAUUAUUUGAGAAAGAAAAAUGCUGAAUUUAAAGUCAAAAUUUCCCCAAAUGGAUUCGUCUAUACCAACGGACCAAAUUCUCUGAGUGAUGCCAAUCGGCAGGAGUUGCCAAGAUUGGUAGAGAUUGCAACUUCAGAAGUUCUCAACACUCCGGAAUACCUGCAGUUUGGAAAUCAAACCUAUGCUGUCAAUGAACCCGCUGUCAGCUCACCUGAUGCGCUUUCGGAGAUCCGAUCUGGUUUUGACAAAAGCGUCAGACUUGUAGAUGGGGAAAAUGGGUCCACAGAGAUUAUCAUGACCAUAGAUAACAAGCUUGCUCCCUUCCAUAAGUCCACUUCUGUUCUGAAAAUGAUUUGUGAUAAGUUCGAAGAGAUUGUAAACCCGGCUCGGCAACACAGAGGAUCCCAAGAUCGGCGAGGUGACCGUGACAGAGGAUACCGUGGAGGAAGAUCCUAUGGACAUGACAACAGACGCCGAAGCCGAAGCAGAUCGCCGCAGGAUCGUGGAGAUCGUGGAGACCGCGGGAACCACCACCGGGAUCACAACGAAGACUGGGAUGAGAGAAAAGUCAAGGAGGUCGAGCGCCGACUUUUGGAAGAGCCCCGUGCUCUCGGCAGCAUUGCAGAUGCUCUCAAAGGGCUGAUUGUUGAGUCGGUGCACUUGUCGAAGGAUGUCAACAGAAACGUGAUUGUCAAGGGACUCACGGACAGGAAUGCUGAGGAAGUCGUAUCAAACUGAAUGAAGGAAAAAAUGAUGAGCAGGAGAUUUCAGUGGCCGACUACUACCUGAAACAGUACAAUUACAAACUGAAGUUCCCUUAUCUGCCAAUGAUCGUCUCGAAAAGAUUCCGAAGUGAGACGAUGUUCCCUGUCGAGCUAUUGAAAAUUGUGCCAGGACAGAAAAUCUCAAUUCAGAAGAUCAACCCCAACGUGCAAUCCGCCAUGACUGGACCAAACUCGAUUCUCCCUUCGAAGCAUGUUCGAAUUGUCGCCAGAAUUCUUGAAAGCUCACUGAAGAUUGCUUCCAAUCCUUACCUAAAGACGUUCGGAAUCAGAAUCUCCAAGGAUCCAAUCAAACUGGAAGCGAAGAUCUUGUCACCGGCCCAGCUUUCAUUCAACAAGUACUCGAUAAUGCCGAAGCCCGGAAGUGUCCAGUUUGAGCCGAGCAGGGAAGAUAAGUUCUUCAAGCCGGCCAAAAUAUAUGAGGUCGCGGUGAUUGCGUUUCGGGUAGUUAGCAUCAAUUUGAGCGACUUCUGCAUGAAACUCUGUGAUCUAUGCAGACGAAGUGGUCUCGAGAUCCGUCGGGAGACGAGGGAUUGGAUCAAAAUUGAAAACUUCAAUCCAACAUCGACCAUUGAACUGAAGGAGCAAAUGAAGAGGCUCCAGCAAAGCAAUUGCUCCAUCAUAAUUGGAAUUACUGAGGAGAAGAAGCCCGAAGUGCACGAUGUUCUGAAAUACUUCGAAGCGGCGGUUGGGCUUCAGACGAUGCAAAUUCACUCCAAGACCGCCGGAUUCAUUAUCAGCGGAAAUGGACAGACCGCGGGGAAUGUCAUCAAGAAGCUCAAUCUGAAGUGUGGAGGUAUCAACUACAUCGUCGAGGUUCCUCAGUCUUUCAAUCGAACUGUCGUCUGCUCCAAUAAUAGUUUCGUGCAGAAGAAGUUGUUCGAUGGUACUCAGUUCAUUGGUUUUGAGAUGACUCAUGGAGCGGCUAGAACAUUGUUUGACAAGAGCAACGGAACCUUCGACGGAGAGCCUACGAUUGUAGGAUGUGCCUACUCGCUCCAGAAGGCCACAGAUCUUGGAGGAUUCAACUGGUUCCAGGAGCAGAAUGAGUAUAGGCUCAAAAAUCUCGGCACCCACAUCCCGAAGUGCCUCCAGUACUACAAGGAAUCCUCUGGCUCGCUUCCCGAGAAGAUCGUGAUCUAUCGCACCGGAGCCGGCGAGGGAGACUUCGAUCGGGUCCAACAGGAGAUUACAGAAAUCAGAAGCUCAUUCGCCGAGGUUCAAGAAGGCUACAAGCCAAGUCUAGUGGUAAUCGUUGCCAACAAGACGUCCCAUUUGAGAGUGUUCCCGGUGGAGAUUCGAGAAGGUGAUACGGCUAUGAAGCAGAACGUCAGAUCGGGCACUUGCCUGGAUGGGAAAAUCACGUCGGCGGGGCGGGAAGAGUUUGUGCUGAUUUCUCAGACAGCUUUGAUUAGCACAGCUAAGCCAACAAAGUACACCAUCGCCGCCAAUGAUCCCAAAUGGUCGAAAAAUGAGGUUAUGAAUCUCACCUAUAUCCUCUCGUUCGCUCAUCAGGUCUGCUACCAACCACCUGCAGUUCCACACAUCCUAUAUGCAGCUGAUAAUUUGGCAAAGCGGGGAAGAAAUAAUUUCAUCCAGCACAAAAAACUCGGAGAGCUGUCCAAAACUAUUCAAGCCACUCUUACAAAAUACUCCGAUUUGAAUAUUGAAAUGGAUUCGAAAGAGCUCAGCGGAGAACUUGUCGAGGACAUCACCAAGAGCAUGAAUGUUAUGGCGAUUAAGGCCAGGAACUUUUGGGCUUAAAU